AGUGUUUAAUAUCUCAUGCAGGGCUCCUCCUACAGAUGUUCUGAACAGCUGUGCAUCAUAGCAAUUCAUUACUAUACCCAGAUCUUGAAAACUAAGGAACAGACACUUUGGGACAAUUAUUUUGCUUGUGAUAUUGAAACUACAAUGAAGUAUUAUUGCUUUGCACUCCUUUUGACUGUGCUCAGUACUGACUUGCUAAGAAGUCUCUGUACUACUGUCAAAUCCCCAAGGUUCAGAGGACGUGUGCAGCAGGAGCGAAAAAAUAUCAGACCCAACAUUAUUCUCGUACUAACAGAUGACCAAGAUGUGGAGCUUGGGUCCUUGCAGGUGAUGAAUAAGACUAGAAGGAUCAUGGAGAAUGGAGGUGCUACCUUCAUCAAUGCCUUUGUAACCACCCCAAUGUGCUGCCCAUCUCGGUCCUCCAUGCUGACAGGGAAAUACGUUCACAACCACAACAUAUACACCAACAAUGAAAACUGCUCUUCUCCUUCCUGGCAGGCAACACAUGAACCACGUACCUUUGCAGUGUAUCUCAACAACACUGGCUAUCGGACAGUAUUAAGGCCCAGUUGUGGAGAAGCAGUUAUGAGGGAAGAUAUUUGGGCCACUGUGGAAACUGGUACCAAAGACCUCCCAGGAGUGAAGAUGCGUAUGGUGGGAGUGAAACAAGAUGAAGAUGAGAAUUUAAACUUUAAUAUGGGGUAA
Messenger RNA from Terrapene triunguis (Three-toed box turtle), 705 nucleotides. Its product is annotated as extracellular sulfatase Sulf-1-like. Gene Ontology annotation, molecular function: N-acetylglucosamine-6-sulfatase activity; glycosaminoglycan binding. Gene Ontology annotation, cellular component: cell surface; plasma membrane; endoplasmic reticulum. Bases 16 to 705 code for a protein of 229 amino acids. The transcript is spliced from 5 exons. The record is from RefSeq and is a predicted model, not a curated record. Lineage: Eukaryota; Metazoa; Chordata; Testudines; Emydidae.